AUGGUUAACAUUCAUGGCUGUGAGUUUUGCAGGGACCACAUGAUGGAGAGUACCUGUGAGGUUUUGCCACUAACUGGGCAUUGUAAGAGGUGCAGGGACCACAAUGUACAAUGCAACUUCCAAUCACGCACGGUGCUCAUUGAAACAUUAUAUCAAAAUAUAAUGACUCUCAGAACUAACUUGGCUUUAAAGGAAUGGUCUGUUAAGGAGUGGGAAGAACGCUAUAACCACUUAGCAGAGGAAUUUAAUAAGAUGAAAGACUUAUAUGGGCAAAUAUAUGAAAUUGCCUACAACAACAGCUCCCCUUCUGAGUAG
Messenger RNA from Puccinia graminis f. sp. tritici CRL 75-36-700-3, 315 nucleotides. RefSeq lists its product as uncharacterized. The coding region runs from base 1 to 315 and encodes 104 amino acids. The record is from RefSeq and is a predicted model, not a curated record. NCBI's taxonomy places the organism in Eukaryota, Fungi, Basidiomycota, Pucciniomycetes, Pucciniales, Pucciniaceae. The transcript is spliced from 3 exons.